CAUGAAUCACAUAAACACGUUCAUGUCAAUAUUUACAUAACGUUGCUAUGAUACUAUCUGCAUUCCUUGUGUUAUAACUUCCGUUUUUUAUAUGAGGUUAAGAUUUUGUAACGAUAUCAAAUUCGUUUAAAACUUUGCUAUAACAAGAGCAAUGUCAGAACAAACACAAGCUGAUGAAAUGAUGUAUAAAGCUCAACGGGAUGACAUCAGACAAAAGAUUUCCAUGUUAAUCGAAGAUGCUGAACAAACAGCAAAACAACUGUCUGCUCAAAGUGAACAUUUUACAGCGUCAGUCAAAGAGCAUGAGCGAAAUAUUGUUCAUUACAUGCAGGAAGAAGAUUACUGGUUAGCAGACUGCAAACUUAUUGAUUCGAUCGAAAACCAUGUAAAACGUAUUGAAGAUUACAAGACAAACAUCGAUAGGGAUCAGAUCGAUACCGUUUCAGAAACAGACAUCUAUCAAAGGAAUGGAAACGAAUAUCAGCAUGCUGCAGGUGACUGCCAUAACACAUGGGUCAGCCUAGGGAAUGAUAUAAACACAAAGAAAGGAUCGAAGAAUGUUGAGGAAUGCAAGGAGUUUUAAGCUUUUUGCAUCAGAACAAAACGCGACAUCCGUUAUUAUGGGGCAUUCUACAACAGGUUAUGUGCUAACGAACAAAUAAUGAAGGAACAAUGCGAAGAAAUUGAAAAAUUGAUACAGCCAGGUGGACUGGGGAAAAGUCGUUGGGUUAUUCAUUUAGGUUUUAGAUGCUGCCAUCAACGGUAACCGACCUUAAUACAAAUGACUAGUUGUGUUUGAAACUUUAUUCAUUCCUAAGAAAUACACGUGUUGUCAAAUUUAGAUGUAAAUGAGUAAAGUGAACGGUACUUUUCAUACGACGGUGAUGUUUUAUAAUGAAAACAAUAGAAAAACUGAAAAUUAAAUUUAACAAUAUAUUUCUUGUUUGGGUUGAGUUUGGCAUGAUAUGAACUAAAGACUUGCAGGAGUCUUAUUAAAAUUAACAUCUAUUUAUUUGGUGACGCAUUGAAGCGGUUUAAGUGGACGCACAUGUAUCGCUAAAUAAAAUGAAACUAUUUAGAUGCACAUAGGAUCAUAAAAUAAAAGCAAGUUUAGAAUGUAUUUGACAAAAGUUGUCUUAGUGUUAAGUUUUUCUAGUUUCCAAAGUCGGAAAUCUGUAAACAACUUUUAAUGUGUAUUUUGUCCCAAUGCGUACACAAGUUUCAGUUCUUAGUUGUGUCCAAAUAGUUGAAUAAGGUCACAAACAUAAAAUUGCCAUGUUUAAGAGAUCAACGGAAAUUGUAUAAUAGAGUAUAUCGUGAGAGCAUGUUUACUUGUGUUAUGUACUUAAUAAAUAUAUUUGUAAUACAUGUGACUGAAUUAAAAUAAA
Molecule: messenger RNA, 1388 nt
Organism: Dreissena polymorpha
Lineage: Eukaryota; Metazoa; Mollusca; Bivalvia; Myida; Dreissenidae
Exons: 7
Coding region: 152-583 (143 amino acids)
Source: RefSeq, a predicted model, not a curated record